This is a messenger RNA of Chaetura pelagica (chimney swift), 2364 nucleotides long. It is a transcript of the gene TMPRSS6, whose product is annotated as transmembrane protease, serine 6. Gene Ontology annotation, molecular function: serine-type endopeptidase activity; protein binding. The record is from RefSeq and is a predicted model, not a curated record. The transcript is spliced from 18 exons. Gene Ontology annotation, biological process: proteolysis. Bases 1 to 2364 code for a protein of 787 amino acids. Lineage: Eukaryota; Metazoa; Chordata; Aves; Apodiformes; Apodidae.
AUGGAAGCCGAGGAACAGGAGGAAGAUUCCAGCUCCCUCUCAAAGGACGAAUCAGAGACUAACUCACGUGGCUGCCUCCGCUAUGUGCCCCUGGGGAUAGUCCUCCUUUUGCUGGCUGGAGCUGCUGCAGCAACCUGGUACUAUCUAGACUACAGACCGUGGCACCCGGAACCAACCAUCCUGCAGUUUUACUCUGGCAGCCUCCAGGUCCUGAAUCGCCAGUACUCGCCGGACCUUGGGCAGGUGGAGUCCAGCACAUUCUGGUUGGAGUCAGCUAAGCUCCAGAAGAUGCUGAAGGACCUGAUUCGUGCCACAGAGCUGGGUCGAUAUUACAACUCGAGCACAGUGUAUGCCUUUGGGGAAGGGGCUCUGACCUUCUUCUUCUGGUUUGCCCUUCAUAUCCCUGAGAGUCAGCAGAAGGAGGUGACUGCUGAGAGGGUAAACACAAUGCUCCACCAAGAGCUCUCCACCAGAUUCAACAGCUCAGACAGCCUGUCCUACCAGAUGGAGUACAGGGUCAACCCAGACUCACUGGUUCUGCUGGAAUCCAGUGUGAAAGACAUAGUAGUGCUGAAAUCCACUCUGGGUUGCUACAGGUACAGCUAUGUCCAGGAGGAUGACAUCCUAAGACUGGAGGGUCCCGACUACCUGGCCUCCAGUUGUCUUUGGCACCUCCACGGCCUGAAGGGCUACAUGAUCAAGAUACACCUGGAGUGGACUCUCCCGGACUGCAGGGAUCGCCUGGUUAUGUACGACGCAGCCGGGCCCCUGGAGAAGCACCUCAUCACCUCGAUCUAUGGCUGCAGCCGGCAGGAGCCCGUUGUGGAAGUCCUUUCGUCUGGCCCUGUCAUGUCUGUUGUGUGGAAGAAAGCCAUGUACAGCUACUAUGACCCCUUCAUCCUGUCAGCGCAGGCGGUGCCCCUCAAAGCCUGCACAGUGAAUAUAACUCUGCGGGAGGGCCUGGAGCCACAGGGGAAGAUCAGCACCCCACACUACCCCAGUUACUACUCUCCCAACACGCAGUGCACCUGGCACAUGACGGUCCCAUCCCUUGACUACGGGGUCACCCUGUGGUUUGACGCCUACGCGCUCAACAGACAGAAGAAUGACCUGCCCUGUACCCAAGGCCAGUGGGUAAUUCAGAACAGAAGGUUGUGUGGCCUGAGGACCCUGCAAGCCUACGCAGAGCGAAUCCCGGUCAUGUCCUCCACAGACAUCACUAUCACCUUCACCUCACAGAUCUCCUUAACUGGCCCUGGCGUACAGGCAGCUUACAGCCUGUACAACCAAUCUGACCCCUGUCCCGGGGAGUUCCUGUGUUCGGUGAACGGCUUGUGCGUCCCAGCCUGUGAUGGGAUCAAAGAUUGUCCCAAUGGCCUGGAUGAGAGGAACUGUGUGUGCCCUGCCAAGUUCCAGUGCCGCGAGGACAGCACGUGCAUUGAGUUCAGCAGGGUCUGCGAUGGGCAGCCGGACUGUGCCCACGGGAGCGACGAGGAGCACUGCAGUGGAGGGGUCCCCUGUGGUCCCUUCACCUACCGCUGUGAAGAUGGGACCUGUGUGAAGAAGCCCAACCCCCUGUGUGACACCACUGCAGACUGCGAGGACCUGUCCGACGAGCAGCGCUGUGACUGUGGGCUGCAAGCUCCCCUCAACAGGAUCGUGGGGGGUGCAAAUUCCGUGGAAGGGGAAUGGCCAUGGCAGGCCAGCCUGCAAGUUCGGGGACGCCACAUUUGUGGGGGGACGCUCAUUGCUGACCGCUGGGUGGUCUCAGCCGCUCACUGCUUCCAGGAUGAGAGACUGGCCUCCACCUCCAUCUGGACCGUUUACUUGGGCAAAUAUUUUCAAAAUGCCACCAGCCACACAGAGGUGUCCUUCAAGGUGAUACACCUCUUCCUCCACCCUUAUUACGAGGAGGACAGCCAUGAUUAUGAUGUUGCCCUGCUCCAGCUGGACCAUCCUGUGAUCAUCUCACCUUUAAUCCAGCCCAUCUGCUUGCCUGCUCCUUCUCAUUUCUUUGAGCCUGGCCUUCAUUGCUGGAUCACUGGCUGGGGAGCCCUCAAGGAAGGCGGGCACAUCAGCAAUGUUCUGCAGAAGGUGAACGUGGAGCUCAUCCAGCAGGACAUCUGCAGUAAGGCCUAUCACUACAUGAUUUCACCCAGGAUGCUGUGUGCUGGGUACCACAAGGGCAAGAAAGAUGCCUGCCAGGGUGAUUCUGGAGGUCCGCUGGCCUGCAAGGAACGCAGUGGCAGGUGGUUUCUGGCUGGUUUGGUCAGCUGGGGAAUGGGAUGCGGACGUCCAAAUUACUAUGGAGUAUACACCAGGAUUACUCAAGUGCUGGGCUGGAUGAACCAAACCAUGAACUGA